UCCCAGCCUGGCCUUCCCGAAGGACUCUAUGCAAAUCUCCCCGGACCAGGAAGUCCUCCUCCUCCUCCUCCUCCUCCUGGGCCAUCUCCCUCCACAGAAGUUCCUCUGCCUUUGGGCUUCUGGCGGGGCUUCCCUUCCUUCCCCAUUUUGGGGCUCAGAGAGAGAAGGAGGAGAAGGAGACACCGGGCUCCUUUGGGGGUGCUUUUCCUUGCCUCCUCUUUCCCUGCUGGGCUUCUUUCUGGGGCGAGGAACCCAUCCCUGAAACCCAGCCACUGCUCCUGGGAACAAGUAAGUCCAGCCUCCUCCGCUUUGCAUCCGCACUGGAAGAAUAACCCGGAUCCAUUGCGGUUGGAGAAACAACCAGGGAAGUAUGGGGUGUAUAAAAUCCAAACGAAAAGACAGUCUGCGUGGAGAUGGGAAUGAUUCGAAGAUCCAUCCAGUACGUAAAACUGAACGAACUAUUUAUGUGAGGGAUCCAACGUCCAAUAAACAGCAAAGGCCAGUAAAUGAGGAUAUACUUCUACCCGGUCAGAGGUUCUCUAAAGAAGAAGAGAACAGGGAGCAUCAGGAUAUUGUAGUAGCCUUGUAUCCUUAUGAUGGCAUUCAUGAAGAUGAUUUAUCCUUCAAAAAAGGAGAGAGAAUGAGAAUUCUGGAAGAACAUGGAGAAUGGUGGAGGGCUAAAUCCCUUGUGACCAAGAAAGAAGGCUUUAUCCCAAGUAACUAUGUUGCAAAGGUCAAUACCUUGGAAACAGAGGAAUGGUUCUUUAAAGACAUAACCAGGAAAGACGCAGAAAGGCAACUUCUAGCACCUGGAAAUGCUCCUGGAGCAUUUCUUAUCAGAGAAAGUGAAACAUUAAAAGGUAGCUACUCUCUCUCCAUCAGGGACCAUGAUGCACAACUUGGUGAUGUUGUCAAGCACUACAAAAUCAGAAGCCUAGAUAAUGGAGGAUAUUACAUUUCUCCAAGAAUUACAUUUCCCUGUAUCAGUGACAUGAUCAAACAUUAUCAAAAGCAGCCUGAUGGUUUAUGCAGAAAGCUGGAAAAAGCAUGCAUCAGCCCCAAACCACAGAAACCAUGGGAUAAAGAUGCCUGGGAGAUCCCCAGGGAUUCAAUAAAAUUAGUGAAAUUCCUUGGAGGAGGUCAGUUUGGGGAAGUCUGGAUGGGUUACUAUAACAACAAUACCAAGGUAGCUGUGAAGACUCUGAAGCCUGGCACUAUGUCUGUGCAAUCAUUCUUGGAAGAAGCCAACCUCAUGAAAACACUGCAGCAUGACAAGCUAGUCAGACUAUAUGCUGUAGUCACCAAAGGGGAACCUAUUUAUAUAAUAACGGAAUUGAUGGCAAAAGGCAGUUUACUGGAUUUUCUGAAGAGUCCAGAAGGUGGAAAAUUACUGCUUCCAAAGCUCAUUGACUUCUCAGCUCAGAUUGCAGAAGGGAUGGCGUACAUCGAGAGAAAAAACUACAUACAUCGGGAUCUCAGAGCAGCUAAUGUUCUAGUUUCAGAGUCACUGAUGUGCAAAAUUGCUGAUUUUGGACUUGCUAGAGUAAUUGAAGAUAAUGAAUAUACAGCCAGGGAAGGUGCAAAAUUCCCUAUCAAGUGGACUGCACCCGAAGCCAUUAACUAUGGUUCCUUUACUAUUAAGUCCGAUGUGUGGUCCUUUGGUAUUCUUCUGUACGAAAUAAUUACUUACGGGAAAAUCCCUUAUCCAGGUAUGAGUAACUCUGAGGUAAUGGUAGCUCUUCAGCGUGGAUACCGUAUGCCACGCAUGGAGGCCUGCCCAGUUGAGCUUUACGAUAUCAUGAAAACAUGUUGGAAAGAUAAAGCAGAAGAGAGACCAACGUUUGAAUAUUUACAGAGUGUCCUUGACGACUUCUACACAGCUACAGAAGGACAAUACCAGCAGCAACCAUAGAAUGAACUCCGGUGUCUGCCUCUGUUUGGCAUAAACCUCUUAAUAGGACAAUAUGGUUCAGCCAGUUAUUUUCAUGCAUUUGGAUUUGCUGAUUGCUUAUGGCGCCUGAGAUUGGAGGGCACACAUGGACAAUGAGAACAUUCGGCCUCAGUGUUGCAGUCUCCUAUUGAUGUUCUCUUCACAUUUUACUUAAACAUCUAGACACUAUAGCCUUUGACACACUGCAAGACCAAAAAGCCACUCUAACACAAGCUAAUGUAUAAAGACACGAUUACAAAUGUAAUGAACAGAAAGAAAAAUUCUCAAAAGUAAUCAGAGCUCACACAAGUGAGUUCUAGGCUUGUUGUAGAUCCAAAAUAGAUGCUAUGGGAAAGAUGUAUAUAUAAGCCCUGCUGGGGAAAAAAGUGUUCUGAACAGAGAAGUUGCUGAGGCUGAAGCAGUGCAUAACUACUUUGUUUUUCUGGCAUUCCCUUUGCAGUAAAAUCGACAUAUGCAAGCUGCUUCUCCAUCUGGAAAAUAAGAUUGAGGUGGCAGGGUUUUUUGUUUUGUCCAAGUCAUAGAUGUAAAACCACCUUGGAGGGCUAACUUGCCCCUCUAUUCAUUUUAUUAAAACUGUUGGCCUCUGCAAUGUUUCAUAUCAAAUAGUAUUCACACACCUUUCCUAGAUCGCAUCUAAUUUGGUUUGCAGAUUUAAUGCAAUUAUCUCCUAGUAUUCCUUCUAAAUUUGGUUAGGUGAAGAGAGCUGCUGAAAUGUCUAAAUUAAUGUAAGGGGUUUUUGUUUAGUUUUUAAGAAACACAAUAUUGUGUUGAUGUAGUGCAGAAGUGGGCAAAGUGCAACCAUCCUGAUGUUUUUGGAUUAUAUCUCUCAAUAUCCCUCUUGGUUGGUAUAUACUGGCUAUAAUCAAUGGAAACAGUAGUCUAAGAAUGCCUGGAGGACCACAUGUUGUGGUGUGCUAAAUUGGAAAGGGGGGAGCACAAUUUUAACCAUGGAACUGCUUCUCUUGCAUCACCUCUCUUCGCUCUCAUAUGCCAAAGCACUUUAUCAUUCAAAAGCCCUAUGUGAAGAAUCCAAACAGCAGUUUAACCAUUUAUUGGCAAUAACAGAUGAUACCAAAGGAAUAUGUACUGUAUGUGGCUUAGUUAGCUUUUUAAAGUAGGAAAUUGAUAAAAUGUUACAGAAGUGUUCACUGUCUUUUCUGUCUAUGUGGUCCAAACCAAAACUGCCUGUUUAGAGGCAAUGUUUUAAAAUCCAUAGUACUUAAUGUGCUGUAGUUAACAGUGCCAAAGAAUAUAGUUUCACUUCAUUCUGAAGUUUUGACAAUAUUUUGUGAAGUUUGAGCUAUUGGAUUAUCACCUUUGCCUGUGCAGUUUAUUAACAUCUUGUCCAAUAUUCUGUUCAGUAUAAAAAGCACAACUAUGAUCAUGUUCUGCUAAAGUCACUACCAAAGUCUUCUGUUCUAUAUAUAUUACAUUAUCAGAGAAGAAAUACUGUAUACUUGAAAAUCAGGCUUAGAAGCAUUGGUUGUGGUGAAACAGGGUUCAGAUCAUUUUUUUUCUUGAUCAUACUAAUGACUGGAAGGACAGUGCUACUGAAGAAUUUUUCUAAAAUGCUUACUUACAAAUUGGUUAUUAGAGAAUCAUGAUCCUAAUUGUGUUCAGCUUUAAAAACCAAUGUGAUUAUUGUACACAUGCAGUUUACUAUUUCUAAAUGAAGAAAUCCAGUUGACAGACUGAUAAUCAGAUUGUUAACAUGUAAAUACUUUAGUUUUAUUGUGAUUUUAAUUAAUAAAUAUUCUUGAAAAUAUGA
Messenger RNA from Sceloporus undulatus (fence lizard), 3719 nucleotides. It is a transcript of the gene LYN, whose product is annotated as LYN proto-oncogene, Src family tyrosine kinase. The coding region runs from base 371 to 1912 and encodes 513 amino acids. Gene Ontology annotation, molecular function: signaling receptor binding; non-membrane spanning protein tyrosine kinase activity; ATP binding. Gene Ontology annotation, biological process: cell differentiation; protein phosphorylation; innate immune response. The transcript is spliced from 13 exons. The record is from RefSeq and is a predicted model, not a curated record. Gene Ontology annotation, cellular component: extrinsic component of cytoplasmic side of plasma membrane. NCBI's taxonomy places the organism in Eukaryota, Metazoa, Chordata, Lepidosauria, Squamata, Phrynosomatidae.